Molecule: messenger RNA, 1263 nt
Organism: Plasmodium fragile
Lineage: Eukaryota; Apicomplexa; Aconoidasida; Haemosporida; Plasmodiidae
Exons: 2
Coding region: 1-1263 (420 amino acids)
Source: RefSeq, a predicted model, not a curated record
AUGGCUACAUUUACAAGCAACAGCGUUGCAGGGAAAACUAGCAUGCCACAAUUUCUCUGUAAAACAUUCUAUUUCACUCUUCUGGUUUGGUUCCUAUAUUUUUGCAAUGACCAACAAUGUAAUGGGAGGAGUGAUCAGAACUAUGAGCAUGAAAAUGCUGUGCGCUCUACUGCCGGUAGAUCCUUAGCAGUAGUACGAAGAAUGGGAAAGCACAACCCUCCACUCAGAACCCGUGUAGUAAAGGAAGUUACCCGUGGAGGCUUCAAAGAGUAUGAAGAAAAAUAUGAAUCUAAGCAUUACAAAUUAAAGGAAAAUGUAGAUGACAAAAAUAAGGACUGUGAUGAAAAGUACGAAGCAGCAAAUUACGGAUUCAGAGAAAAGUGCCCAUACGAAGUUGAUCCAUAUAAUCGUGGACAAGGACCCGAUAUUUUAUUAUUGAAAAAAAUGUUCCACCAGAAUUUGAAAAGGGACGAAGAUGAUGAUGAGGAUGAAGAUGAAGAAGAAACACUAGAAGGUAACGUACCUGGUUCCUCAGAUGCAUGCGACAAGGGAUCUGGCAAAAAAAAGAAAAAACGCAGUUCCAAAGCAGAUGAUGAAUAUCCCACCAUAAUAAAAGAAUACGAAGAAGAAAUUGGCCCAUCAGGAUAUCCUUCAAAAAUGGGACCACGAGGCAGAUCACAACAACCCAGAAGACAGGGUGUACAAAAUGCCCACCAUGCAGGAAACAGACAACACUCAGGCGACCACGUGAGAGGAUAUGGACCAGCUCCAAGAGGAAGACGCCCAGUUAGAGGAGAAUAUGACGAUGAAGAAAUGAUGGAAUAUGGACCAUCUCAAAGAGGAACACGCUCACUUAGCAGAGAAUAUGACGAUGAAGAAAUGAUGGAAUAUGGACCAUCUUCAAGAGCAAGAGGCGGAUAUGAAGUAUUAGAAGCUGACGCACCAUAUCAAUCAAAAGAAUAUCUGUCAAGGUCACAACCACAGGGACAAGUAAAGAAGCCACAAGGACAAACUCCACAACCCAAACCCACCACCCCCACCGUAAGUACACCAGCCACAUCCACCACCCCCACCGUAAGUACACCAGCCAAACCCACCACGCCCACUGUAACUGAAAAAGCGACAGACGACAAGUCCUCCACAAAAGAUGACAAAUCCAAGGACAAAUCCAAGGACAAAUCCAAGGACAAAUCCAAAAAGGACAAAUCCAAGGACAAAUCCAAAAAGGACAAAUCCAAAAAGGAUAAAUCCAAGAAAAAAUAA